This is a messenger RNA of Staurois parvus, 315 nucleotides long. Lineage: Eukaryota; Metazoa; Chordata; Amphibia; Anura; Ranidae. The record is from the annotation of a GenBank genome assembly.
GCACCCUUUAAAAUGAUGGACAGUCCCGAGGCACCCUUUAAAAUUAUGGACAGUCCCGAGGCACCCUUUAAAAUGAUGGACAGUCCCGAGGCACCCUUUAAAAUGAUGGACAGUACCGAGGCACCCUUUAAAAUUAUGGACAGUCCCGAGGCACCCUUUAAAAUUAUGGACAGUCUUGAGGCACCCUUUUUGAUUAUGGACAGUCCCGAGGCACCCUUUAAAAUUAUGGACAGUCCCGAGGCACCCUUUAAAAUGAUGGACAGUCCCGAGGCACCCUUUAAAAUGAUGGACAGUCUUGAGGCACCCUUUAAAAUG